Linum trigynum is the source of this 1183-nucleotide messenger RNA. NCBI's taxonomy places the organism in Eukaryota, Viridiplantae, Streptophyta, Magnoliopsida, Malpighiales, Linaceae. The record is from the annotation of a GenBank genome assembly.
UUCUGUGUCGUUUCAUUUUGUUUCCGAGCUCGAAAGAGAAAACCGAAACUGUGAAGGUUUAGGAACUAGGAAGAGAGCGAGCGACGGCAGCCUGUCUCUGUUAUUUAACACCCGUUGGCCGUAGCGAUCAAACAGUUGGCGAAAGUCUGAAACUUGUCUCCAAAUCCCAAGCUUCAAACCUGACUAGCUGAAUCUCUCUAGUGAUUGACGACGGCGACGAUGAUGAGAAAGAGGGAAAGGGAGAACCCAUGUGGGGUUUGCGGGCACUACCACAAGUACGAAGAAGGUGAGGUCUGCGGGAUUUGCGGCCACCGGAUGCCGGAUUCCUCCGCCGACAAACCGUCUGUUCACAUCAGCGCUUUCCCUUCUGAGAUCCUCCCGGAGUUUCUCUAUCUGGGCAGCUACGACAACGCUUCAAGGUCCGAGCUUCUCAAAACCCAGGGGAUUUCUCGGAUUCUCAAUACAGUGCCUGCUUGUCAAAAUCUUUACAAGAACUCCUUCACCUAUCAUUGCCUCCAAGAUGACAAAACUUUGCAGUUUGAUGAAGCCAUACAAAUUUUAGAGCAAUGUGAGAAGGAAAAGGCUCGUAUUCUUGUGCACUGCAUGUCAGGAAAGAGUAGGUCUCCAGCAAUCGUAAUAGCUUACUUGAUGAAGUCCAAGGGAUGGAGACUUGCUCAAAGUUACCAGUGGGUGAAAGAACGAAGACCUACUGUUGAAUUGACUGAAGGGGUAAACCAGCAACUACAGGAGUACGAGCAGAGGCUACUCUCGUCAGCAGACACCACCAAUCCUGGGAUUCCAGCCUUCCCACCAUCUGGCUCGCCAUCUUUUAGCUUUGGAUUUCCGAAAGUCAACAACGAUCCAGCACCAUCACCAGCUGCUACCUUUCCUGCUUUCAAUCCCCCAGGGGCCACCUCAAUUUUCUCUCGCCCUCUGGACAUUCCUCCGCAGGAGUUCCAGUUUGGGGCUGGCCUUCCUCAGGGGAACCCGAAAAGCCCUAGCAGCGGAGAUGUUACGAUGGAUACGUGAAAGAGAAAAAUUAGGGCUCUGUGAACAAUGUUUAGUAGAAGCUGGAUUUGGUACUGUAAAAGGAGUUCUGUACUGCCAAGUAUGGAUUCUUUGGGAGUUCUUGAGUUGUACUUGUCACUUUUCUUGUUUCUAUACAUAGUAAUUCAUUGAGUGG